GCAAAUAAGCGAGAAAGAGACCGAAAACAAACACACGCACAAGAGCUCGCCUCCACCACAGGUGUGUAGGUGCCAGUUCACUUUUCUCUCUUGCGCACUCUCUCUUGCUAUGUAGGUGUGUGUUUAGGUAUAUUGCCCUCCCUUUCACAUCCCCACAUCGCCUGCCGUGUGUUUAUUUCAGUGUCACCGGGGAGACAGAUUAGCUCUUGUCCGCCUGUUGUCGUAAAUAUCACGCACACACACUCCCCGUCCGCCCAUCUGUACAUACAUAUGUACAUACGUAGAAAUGGAAGUUGCUGGCUGUGUGUUUAAUUCAUUUUCGAGGUUUUAAUGCGCAACAACUGCGACUUGUUGUGUGUUUGUUAGGCCACAGAAAAGAAACAAAAACAAACAAAACUAACGUUAAGAAUUUAGAAAGCCCAAUGCAAACGGACGCACACACAUUCGGUUACCCCUGUCGGUGUGAGCUGCAUUGUACUUCCGAAGCCUCAAACCCAAGUUAAUAAUUUUUCCGAACUCACAGUGUAAGAACAAUAAACACGCCAAGCGCCAGUUGAAAAAGAAAUAAAAUAAAAGAAAAAGUAGCGAUCUCUCCGAGCAACAAGUACUUGUGCACCAACACAUUCAAGGGAAGUAGUGCCACGACAAAAAAGCCAAAGAGAGAAAAAACGCAGAGAAACCGAAACCAACAGCAAGACGGAGGAGCUAUGGAGGCCACCACUACCACAACACCUGACUUAAAUCGCGGCGAUGCCACCAGGAAGAGUGUGCGGCUGUAUGCCGCCCGCAAGGGGGCGGCACCUGCACCGCCCAAGCUCAGUGUGGCGCCAUCUAGCAACCAGGACAGCAACCACAGCUGCAGCAUCACCAGCAGCAGCAACAACAAUAAUAGCAGCAAUAACUUGCCGGAAACGGAAAAGGUAAUGGAACUGCGUCAAACACAUCUUGCCAACCAAGAUCUCGAUGGAGCAAUCGAAGACGACAGCAUAGUAGAGCUGCGACGACGUGAUGCCCAAGUCACUCCAUUGCCCAGAAUAGCCGUAUCGGCCUUGCCCACCCUGCAGCCGCAUCCCACGCCCAAAGAACGCCAAAAGCCGCCUAUGCCACGCCUCCUGUCCACCGAAGACGAUGCCGGUGUAUCCUUUGCCCUCGGCUCCAUCGAGAAGCACAUUCACAACGUGGAGGAGAGCUUCAAGCAACAGCAGCAAAACCAACAAUCCCAAUCAUCGAUGGACGUCAUGAAACUAGAGAUCAAGCGCAAGCAGAGUAAGCGAUACGGUGAAACGGAAAACCUAUUGCGACCGGGCAUAAGUGACAUGUCCUCCGAGAAUGACUUUCAGUAUUUGGGCGGCAGGCGGGCGGGCGAACUGGAUAACAGCAAUGAGCUGAUGCUAUCGGAAUUCCAGCGUGGCAGCGACGGUCGUAACUCGAUCGGAGCGUAUUCCAAGAACUCGGCAGCUGCCGCAAACGGAGCAAAUGCUGUGAAGGCUAAACUGGCACGUACUGCCUCUGACACGAAGAAUAAUGAUACGGUUCUGGCUAUGAGGGCCACUCUAAAGCAGAAGCAGCAGUUGCAGGACGAGAAACAGCCUGCAGUAUGGCGACCAGCUGGCACGGCACCCGUUCCGGCGGCCAGGAGCUCCUCGUCCACCAUGUCCAACUCCGCCUCCGCCAGUCGUGGCGGUAGCAGCAGCAGUGUAGUGGAUGGAGUGACUCCAUCUAAGCUAACGGCCACCACAAUUUCUGCGUCCAAGCGCCGUGAGGAGAACUUGCGACAAUUUGAAGCUUUGUUGGCCCAGAAGUCUUCCCAUCGUCAUGGAGCCUCUUCUGGAGCAUCUGGUGCCGCUGGAACUGGAAGUAAUGCAGCCAGCUCGAAAAAACGUUCGGAGCGGCCAAUUGUGGCCCCCAUUCCGCCGUACAAUUCCAGUCGAGCAGAGCCCGUGACUAGCUCGACCACAAGGGGUGUUGAUCCGACGUCCCAUUCGAGCAAAGCUCACCCGCCUGUAGGACACCAUCCGACUAGCCGCGUACCCAGCGUGGUGGCAAAUCGCAGCAAUGUGUACAGCAACAAUGCUGCGCAGGGUUCGCCUAACAUGCAAAUGCGGAGUAGUGCUCCAAUGCGAUGGCGCGCUACUGAGGAGCAUAUUGGCAAAUACAAACUCAUAAAGACGAUCGGCAAGGGCAAUUUCGCUAAGGUGAAACUAGCGAAACACCUGCCCACUGGCAAGGAGGUAGCCAUCAAGAUAAUUGACAAGACCCAACUCAAUCCUGGGUCACUACAGAAACUCUUUAGAGAGGUUAGAAUAAUGAAGAUGCUGGAUCACCCCAACAUAGUUAAAUUGUUCCAAGUAAUCGAAACCGAGAAGACGCUCUAUCUGAUCAUGGAGUACGCAUCCGGCGGAGAGGUCUUCGACUAUCUGGUUCUCCACGGACGCAUGAAGGAGAAGGAGGCGCGCGUCAAGUUUCGACAAAUCGUCUCAGCCGUGCAAUAUUGUCAUCAAAAAAGAAUAAUUCACAGGGACUUAAAAGCGGAAAACCUUUUGCUGGACAGCGAACUAAACAUCAAAAUCGCUGACUUUGGCUUUUCGAACGAGUUCACGCCCGGCUCAAAGCUGGACACGUUCUGCGGUAGUCCGCCGUAUGCCGCACCGGAACUGUUUCAGGGCAAGAAGUACGACGGACCCGAGGUCGAUGUUUGGUCGCUGGGCGUCAUCCUGUAUACGUUAGUGAGCGGUUCCCUGCCCUUCGACGGCUCCACCUUGAGGGAGUUGCGUGAACGCGUGCUCAGAGGCAAAUAUAGAAUUCCCUUCUAUAUGUCGACUGACUGCGAAAACUUGCUCCGCAAAUUCUUAGUACUGAAUCCCGCAAAGCGUGCUAGUCUGGAAACAAUCAUGGGCGACAAAUGGAUGAACAUGGGGUUUGAGGAAGACGAACUCAAGCCCUAUAUUGAGCCCAAAGCCGAUUUAGCCGAUCCCAAGCGGAUAGGUAAGACGGAAGCUCUAGUCGCGAUGGGCUACAAUCGGUCAGAGAUCGAGGCUUCGCUCUCCCAGGUGCGCUACGAUGAUGUUUUCGCCACAUAUUUGCUGCUGGGUCGCAAGAGUACGGACCCGGAAAGUGACGGAUCACGAUCAGGCUCUUCGCUCUCACUGCGCAACAUCUCGGGCAACGAUGCGGGCGCCAAUGCUGGCAGUGCGAGUGUCCAGAGUCCCACGCACAGAGGUGUCCACAGGAGCAUAUCGGCGUCCAGCACGAAGCCAAGUCGCCGAGCCUCGUCUGGUGCGGAAACUUUGCGUGUUGGACCGACAAAUGCGGCAGCAUCAGUUGCGGCGGCCGCGGGUGCCGUUGGUGCGGUUAAUCCAAGCAAUAACUACAAUGCUGCAGGAUCAGCGGCGGAUCGAGCAUCAGUUGGCAGCAACUUCAAGCGACAGAACACAAUCGACUCGGCUACGAUUAAGGAGAACACAGCGCGACUGGCCGCUCAGAAUCAGAGACCCGCUUCGGCCACCCAAAAGAUGCUCACCACGGCAGACACCACACUGAACAGUCCCGCCAAGCCGAGAACGGCAACGAAGUACGAUCCGACGAAUGGCAAUCGCACGGUCAGCGGCACAAGUGGCAUCAUUCCACGUCGCUCUACCACGCUUUAUGAAAAGACUUCGUCGACGGAGAAAACCAACGUUAUUCCUGCAGAGACAAACAGUGGAUCGGCAGCUCCCGCUGGAAAGGGUCAUACCAAAAGCGCGUCUGUCUCGAGCCCUCGCCCCUCUACAGACGGAUGCGUCUCGGUCUCAAAUGACCCACUCGGAACGAGUCUGUUCGAUCGACUUAGAAUGGCAUCGGCUGUUAAAUCAAGCAGACACUUUCCAAGGAAUGUUCCAUCACGUUCAACCUUUCACUCUGGUCAAACCAGAGCACGAAACAACACAGCGCUGGAAUACUCGGGCACCAGUGGUGCCUCCGGCGACUCCUCCCAUCCGGGUCGCAUGAGCUUCUUCUCCAAACUCUCCUCACGUUUUAGCAAACGUCCCACAACCGCAGACGAUUCGGCGAAGCCACGAGUUCUACGAUUCACAUGGUCAAUGAAAACCACAUCGCCCCUGAUGCCCGAACAAAUAAUGCAAAAGAUCAGGGAGGUGCUGGACCAGAAUAACUGCGACUACGAGCAGCGGGAGACAUUCGUCUUGUGGUGCGUGCAUGGAGAUCCCAAUACUGACUCGCUGGUGCAAUGGGAAAUAGAAGUGUGCAAGUUGCCACGACUUUCUCUGAAUGGAGUGCGUUUCAAGCGAAUCUCCGGCACCAGCAUUGGCUUCAAGAACAUUGCGUCUCGCAUUGCUUUUGACCUCAAGCUGUGACUUAACCAAACGAACAACGAGGGGAAUGCGGCCGCCACCGCCUCGCGGCCCCCUGAUCCAUCCGACACCUUGACCACCGCCAAUUGUCGGAGGCCGAGCAACGACAGCACCUCCCGGCUGUCGGAGCUCUCUCUUCUAUGUCGCUCACUAACCAGCCAGCAGGGCUCCCAGCGGCGUAAGAAGAGCAGGCUGUCCACUGGUGGCAGCGAGGAUCAGAAGAAAUCGAACUCGUUGCUUUCGGCGUUCCAAAUGUACUCUCCCUUCAGUUCCAAGGAGAAUCUGCAGUCCAGCGAGGAGGUUGAAGAUCUACACGUAAUUGACACACAGCCAGGACACUCCGUGGAUGUGCCACUCUUCGCUGACUUUAGCCCAAUAAAUCCGAUUAUGGAAGAGGAUUCUGAGGGCGUUGAAGGCGGCAAAACCAGUGAAGCCAAAGGCAUUAGUGGUGGCGGUGGGCAAAAGAGCAAAGGCGAUGGCGGUGGCAGCGGCAGUGGCGGUAGUGGGGGCAAUCGGUUAAAGAGGAACAUCAAGCACACCGGGAGCCUGAUUGUGCGUAAACUAACUGCCGGCAGGCACAAUGAUGCGGACAAGAAGGGUGCGAUUAGGAAGAAGGAUAAGGAGCAGCAGGAAGUGGCGGACGCGGAUAAGGAGAAACCAGGCAGCAAGCCGGAGGGCAAGGUAGCCAUGCUUCGCACCACAACCCUCUAAUGGAAUGGAACACGGGCGUGGCAUGAGCAAUACGUUUAAUUGUGGGGCAGUUUGUAUCUAUUGAAUGAGUGAUUAUGAAGGCAAUGCGGCGAAUUCCUGCUGGAAUCUCAAGAAAUAAUUAAUGUUAGCAUCUCUCCGUAGAUCGAACGUAUUGAUAUAUUACUACACAUUACAAUCAAGCAGACAAACUCCUCUAUCUAUCCACACUGACAUGCAUUAGCACCCGCAUAGAUACGCACAUAUUUACAUACGUUAUUUAUUAGGAACCUAGUUAAUGGGCCAGCAAUAUUUGUCAUCGAGCUGCAUGCAAGAUGGAACAGAAGUGAAUUCAAAGGGUAACAGAAACACCACUCAAUAAAACAGUAACAAUAAAUAUUAACAAGAAA
Molecule: messenger RNA, 5446 nt
Organism: Drosophila yakuba
Lineage: Eukaryota; Metazoa; Arthropoda; Insecta; Diptera; Drosophilidae
Product: MAP/microtubule affinity-regulating kinase 3
Exons: 16
Coding region: 708-4352 (1214 amino acids)
Biological process (GO): protein phosphorylation; intracellular signal transduction; microtubule cytoskeleton organization
Cellular component (GO): cytoplasm
Molecular function (GO): tau-protein kinase activity; ATP binding; protein serine/threonine kinase activity
Source: RefSeq, a predicted model, not a curated record